CCAUCCGGAUUCAAUUCUUCUUUCUCUCCAUUGCCGUUUUCUUAGGCAUAAUAAACAUUCCUUCUCAACUCCAAAAACAACCCCCCCCUCUCGCUCUCUAACACUGUCAAGCAAGCACAGUUCAAGCUUCAGCUUACAAAUUAAACAUGGACUAGACAUAUAUGUAGCAGACUUUGAGGAGUGACGAAAUGGAUAGGAGAGUGUUUGAUGACAGGAGGAGAAUUGGGACAGUGAAAGCAGCUGUUAAUAUGUAUGGAGAAAGAAUUCUUGAAAGUAGUAGCUCUUCACUGAAGAAACCAGCUCAGAUGGAUUUGCCUGAGAAGUCUUCCUCAAGAGCUAAGGAUCUGCGCUUUGCUGAGAGAGACUUGGUUAGAUAUAAAGAGAGUAGAAGGGCUGCAGAGCCGGCAAAAGGCAAAGCAGAAUCAAGACUCUCAGAGGCGAAAAGAAAAGUGAAAGAUCUUGCUUUACAGAUUGAGCAAUCUAACUUGAAGGUAAAAGCUCAGAUGAGAGACAUGGACAUGCUAAAGAAGUUGAUUAAGCACGAAGACAAGGCUUUGAUUGUUGGGAGUGCUGAAAGCCAUCAAUAUGCUGAAGUGAUAAGGGAGUUGGAAGGUGUGAAGCAAGAACUGAGUAAACUUAAGAUUGAGAUGGUUUCUGUUUUGGAAGAGAAAACGCGGAUAGAGAAGGAAAUAGCAAGCUCAAAUUCUAAAUUGUCGUCUAAUAUGAACCAUGUGGAAGCAAUCAGGAAGAAAAUUGGCGAGGCAAAUGAAGAGCAAAUGCCAGUUGAGUUGACAUGGAUUGAGGCCUUGAAAGAGUUUGGAGAAAUUCAAGCUCAAAGAGAGAAGGAAGCAAGUGAAUUCUCGUUUGCAAUGGUGGAAAGUAAGAAGAAAAUGAAGAAUGCCAAAGAGGAAGACAGCAGCUCGAAAGAUCUUGAGUCUAAAUUGGCUGUUACAUUAUAUGAUGCCAAUUUGUUACAAAAUGAACUAAAGCUUGCUAAAAAUAUGGACAAAAAGGGAAGAAAUGACAGUAUGAAGCAUCUGGGAGACAGUUUCCGGAAAGGCAAGCAAUUGGAGGAUUCCCCUGCAUUGAAGUCCAUAACAGAAGAAUUGCACGCAGCUAAGAAAGAAUUGGCUUCGAUUAGGGAAGAGGGUUUUCAGUUCAUGACCUCACUGGAUAUCAUAAGGAAUGAGCUGAGGCAUGUAACAGAAGAAACAGCUCGAUUGGAGAAAGAAAAAGAGAAAGCUGAUAUAACUGCUCAAAAUCUGAACUCAAAGCUGCUGAGAGCAAAAUCUAAAUUGGAAACUGCAUGUGCAGUUGAGGAGAAGGAAAAAUCAAUUUUAUUCAGUCUGUCUGUGACACUUGAACAGUUGAAGACCGAAACGGAGUUAGCAAGGAAAGAGAAGAAGCUCAUCAGUGAAGAAACUGCAAAAAUUAAGUCAGAAAUCCACAAAACUGAGUCUCAAAUGGACUUGACUGAGGGAAAAUUGCAGGCGGCAAUUCGGGAGCUUCAAGCAGUCAAAACAUCAGAGUCUUUAGCUCUUGAGAAUCUGCGAAACGUUAUUGAAAAUACCAUGAGAUCUAGAGCUUCUGCUUCUCAACAUAGUUCAUCGAUUACCAUCUUAAAGUUUGAAUAUGAGUAUUUAACUGGACAUACAGCCAAGGCUGAAGAAAUUGCAGACAAAAAGGUUGCAGCAGCUCAUGCGUGGAUUGAAGCACUGAAAGCCAGCGAAAAGGAGAUACUAAUAAAAAUUGAACUAGCUCAUAGAGAUAUCAGAGAGACAAGGGUAGAGGAGGAGCAAGAGAUAUAUAGAACUGAGAGUUCACUAACUGCUAAAAGAAUGAUAGAGGGAGAGCUAAGAAAGUGGAGACAAACGAGCAAAAAAAACACAGAAGCUGAGAACCAGCAACAGCCAUUGCCAAGGAAAUCCAUGGAAGCUAAUGGUAAUCAGACUCCAUCAAGACGUUCCAAGCUCCGAAAUUCUGGUUCUCCAGCAGUUCAAAAGACUCCUCGAUCAACUUCAAUCACUAUCAAGAAGAAAGGAACAGUGGAGCCAAAUUUAGCCAAGUUUUUCGUUGGAAAGAGUUGACAAGGAUCCAUGAGGUGCUUCAAAGUUUUUAUGACCAUGUGGCAUGUGAAGUUACCUUUUCCCUCCUUGUCACUAUGUUUCAAUUGAAGAAAAAAAAAAUCAAAAGUUCCUAAUAAGUGCUAGUCUUCCAAGUUUCAUUUGUCUUCACUUCCUUCACUUUCAUGCACUGGAAACUAGCAACUGCGGGAGGCAUUCUUCACUCUUCAAUGGAAGAUUGAAUGUCUCAAACAAGGUAGUUAUGUUUUGGAUGUUCUUGUGCAUAAAUCUAAACCAUAGAUGCUAUUUUUCUUGA
Populus nigra (black poplar) is the source of this 2379-nucleotide messenger RNA. Its product is annotated as protein PLASTID MOVEMENT IMPAIRED 15-like. The record is from RefSeq and is a predicted model, not a curated record. Bases 189 to 2087 code for a protein of 632 amino acids. The transcript has 3 exons. Lineage: Eukaryota; Viridiplantae; Streptophyta; Magnoliopsida; Malpighiales; Salicaceae.